AUGCGCAACCAAUCAGUAAUAGUGACUGAAUUCCUUCUGAAUGGAUUCUCUGAUACUCAGGAGCUGCAGACAUUUCAUCUCAUUGCUUUUCUGCUCAUUUAUUUGAUGGCCCUUGUAGAAAACUUUCUCAUCAUCACUGUUGUCAUUUAUAGUCAUCACCUUCAUAAGCCCAUGUACUUCUUUCUGGCCAAUCUGGCAUUGCAAGAUCUUGGCUCCAUAUCUGUCUCAGUUCCCAAAUCCAUCACAAAUGCAUUGAUGGACACAAAGACUAUUUCAUACAAUGGAUGCAUCUGCCAAAUUUUCUUUUUCUUCUUCUUCACUGUAUCUCACUUUUUCCUCCUUGGCAUCAUGGCGUAUGAUCGUUACAUUGCCAUCUGUAAUCCACUGCGAUAUGAAACUCUGAUGAAUAUUAAAGCAUGCACCCUAAUGGCAAACAGUGCAUGGAUGGGUGGGCUUGUCUAUUCCACAGUAUAUACUGGAACUACAUUCACAAUAGAAUUCUGUUCCAAUCAUAUCGGUCAGUUCUUCUGUGAAAUCCCACAUCUAUUCAACAUUGCUUGCUCUGAUUCAUAUAUGAUUGCAUUUUGGGUUAUCUCUGUUGGUUGUUCCAUGGCUUUUGUUUAUCUGGCUUUAAUAAUUUGUUCUUAUGUUCAAAUCUUCAGAGUAGCUCUAAGAAUUCCUUCAUCCCAAGGAAAGCAAAAAGCCUUCUCAACUUGUUUACCACAUCUCAUUGUAAUAUCCUUGUAUUUUAUAAGUGGUUCAUUUGCCUAUCUAAAACCAGUGUCUAGGUCCCCCUCAACAACAGACCUUGUGGUUUCUAUGUUCUAUUGCAUGUUGCCACCAGUAAUGAACCCAUUAAUCUAUAGCAUUAGGAAUAAGGAACUCAAAGUAGCAUUCUGGAAAUUCACUGCCAAUCUUUUCCCCUAA
Messenger RNA from Elgaria multicarinata webbii, 927 nucleotides. RefSeq names its product olfactory receptor 14A16-like. The record is from RefSeq and is a predicted model, not a curated record. The transcript has a single exon. Lineage: Eukaryota; Metazoa; Chordata; Lepidosauria; Squamata; Anguidae. Gene Ontology annotation, biological process: G protein-coupled receptor signaling pathway. Gene Ontology annotation, cellular component: membrane. Gene Ontology annotation, molecular function: G protein-coupled receptor activity; odorant binding; olfactory receptor activity. Bases 1 to 927 code for a protein of 308 amino acids.